AUUAACGUCGCAACGUCUGCGGCAAUCAUGCCACUUUGACACAUUCAAUAUGGCAUGGCAGUGACGUUUACGUACAAUAACGAAGCAUUCCAAAGGGCGGAGUAAUUUUAUGUCUAUGGCGAGUUCCAUUUGUGUACGACUGAAAUUCGUCCGGCGGAAGUUGGGACCUUGGCCUUGUUACAAAAGAAAUGGCGAGCGGCAUAGGCAAACAUAAGAUUCUGAAUGUGGGGCCGACGGAGCCAUGGUCAGUCAGGGAGAAACUGUGCCUGGCUUCCUCUGUUAUGAGGAGUGGUGACCAAAACUGGGUGUCUGUAAGUAGAGCCAUCAAGCCUUUCUCUGAGCCCGGUCGACCACCUGACUGGUUCUCACAAAAGCAUUGUGCCUCGCAAUACUCUGAGCUGCUGGAAGCCACAGAAGCCCCUAAACGUAAGCGUGGUGAGAAGGGGGAGGUGGUUGAGACCAUUGAAGAUGUAAUUGUUCGUAGACUGACUACUGAGAGGAUAGAGGAGCUGAAAAAACUAUUACGAGACACGCAAGAACAAUACAGGAAGUUGAAAAAGGAAGUAGAUCUAAUACAGACAGGUCACAUGGACCCCCAGCUGAAAGACCAGUGGGCAGAGAUAACAUUAAAGAAGAAGCAGGAUGAGGAGGAGGCAGAGCAGAAGAGAAAAGCAACAGAAAUGGCAUAUCAAGCUCGUCAGGCAAUCAAAAACACACCCAAGCGUCUGCCCAGUGUCACUGUUCGGUCCCCUUUGGGGACCAGUCCCACGAACCUGGAAUCUCAGAUGGAUGCAUCGGCUCCCCCGCCACCCACGGAACCCGCAGGCGUUGUCUCAGAUGACACCAGCACCCACUCUGUUCAAGGUGUAGGUUUUUUUCUCCCAGUGACAGAAGCUCCAGGCCCAGGACCUAAAGACGGAGGCCUUACCCUUCUUGUAGAGGACACCUCACAGAAGAGGCUCCUGCCUCAGAAAGCUACACCGCCACCCUCUCCUCUCCUGUCGGAACUGCUGAAAAAAGGCAACCACAUCUCAGCCAGCCCCUGCCUUGUUACUGACGGCGACUCCUCUGGAAGUCUUAGCAAUGGAAUACAGACGUCUGCUGUUGUCACCACCCCAUUACCACCGGACCAUGAUGUCGUGACAGUGGGGGAAGUUGAAGCUGCAGAGAAGGCAGAGCUUGGUGAAGAGACGGGAUUAGUCGAAGAAGACCUUGUCGCUGUCUCUUACAUGGGAGAUGAACUAGAUCUGGAAACCGUAGGCGACAUCAUCGCCAUCAUUGAGGAAAAGGUGGAUGAUUCGGUGGAGGCUUUGGACGCAGCAGCAGUGGAAGCAGCACUGUCUCUGUGUGAAGAGGCCGUCUCAGAAGGACACACCCUGCCCGGCCCCUGGGAAACUCAGGAACUAAAGGAAUCAGACUCAACAUCCACUGCCCAAGACUCUGAGCACAUACAGGAGGAUUGCGAUGUGGCCGCACUGUCUGUCCCCACCCCUGUGAGCCCGCAUGGCCAAAAUCAACCCGAAACGACAAGCACAGAGGAGCAGGUCAAGGGAAACUGUGAGCCAGCUGUGACUGAAAAUGACAUCACUUUGUGUGGCACCUCUGAAUAUGUUGCUGCUGGAGGUGAUGAGACAGAAGAGAGGAACGUAGGGAAGGUGGACACAAAUCUUGUCGUGAAGAGUGAAGUGGAGGAGUGGAACCAGCCCGAGGUGAACCCACCAUGCCUAGAUUCCGAGGACAGUUCUGUAUCUGGCAGAGAGUCCAAGGAGGUGAAAGAUGAGGAAGCAGGGAGCGAGUGUGAUCCUGAAGAAGGGAUGGAGCUGAAAGAGGAGUGCGGCGAGGGCGAGGGCGAGGGCCCCUAUUUGUCAGAAGUGGAGCGAGCAGCCAGCGAGAGUGAAGAUGGUUAUGGGCCGCCCUCUCAGCGCUACACAGCCGAUUCACUGGCCAGCAGCCCUGCCUCUUCCUCCCAGCUGUCUACAUGUGGUGAGGACCAAGAGGCUGUACAGGCCCAGAAAAUUUGGAAGAAAGCCAUAAUGCUGGUUUGGAGAGCUGCGGCUAACCACAGAUAUGCCAGUGUCUUCUUGCAGCCUGUGUCAGAUGAUAUCGCUCCUGGUUACCACAGCAUUGUACACAGACCGAUGGACCUAUCUGCAAUUAAGAAGAAUAUCGAAUCCGGCGUGAUCCGUACAACAGCAGAAUUCCAGCGGGACAUCAUGCUGAUGUUUCAGAAUGCCGUCAUGUACAACUCAUCAGACCACGACGUCUACCACAUGGCUCUGGAGAUGCAGCGUGACGUCCUGGAGCACGUGCAGCAGUUCCUGGCCACACAGCUCAUCAUGCAGACCUCAGAGAGCGCCAUCUCCGCCAAGAGCCUUCGUGGCAGGGAGGGAAAUCGCAAACCUGGCGAGCCAGCUGAGAAGGACAUGGUCCCAAUGGCCUCUCCUGCUUUCCUUCUCUCUCUCUUUGAUGGCGGCACCAGGGGUCGCCGUAGUGCAAUGGAGGCUGACCUGAAAAUGAAGAAAUAGACUUGAGCAAGACCCCCCUGAAGGCAAAAGAGGAAAUGUGUGGCUUUGGUCUCGUAGUUCAGUUGAGAGAGGUGUUCAGUGUGUGGGCCUAUCGUGUAUUAGCACCUGUGCUAGUGCAUUUCUUCUUUUCUGUAGAUGAGCAUACGGUACGUGUGGAUGUGUCGAUGUCUUUCCAUAGAGCGGCAUCUUUUUUUCUUUUUUUUUACCUUCUGCAGUUGGCCUGUAGGACCAUAUUCAAAUAUCUCCCUUGGUGGUGCAUUCAGAGACGGUUGAGAUUGCGGCAAAACAUUGGAAAGAAACUUGACUUAUUACUGUGAAAUUGGAAGACUUUUCCUGCUCAAUCACUUUUCUUUAUUUUUUUUUUUCACCUGUUGACUUGAAUUUUGUUGUCGGUUUAGAAGCAAAGGUGUUCAGCUUUUCUAUGUGUCCUCUGGGGGGAGGGGGGUUCCCCAUUGUUUGUAAUACAGUAUUUAUUUUUUAAUGGGUUUUAGGGAAGUCAUGGCUUUUGAGUUGCUCAUUGGAAGUUGUCCAUCGUAGCAAAAUGUAAAUAACCAUCAUUUAGCACUGUUAAGUGCCAAUGUUGUUUUGUUUUUUUACAUUAUGUUCAGUUGUUGACUCCCAUUCUCUUCAGUGUCAGUGAAUGCACCACCACAGUUUCUAGAUGAACAGUCCAUGUCUUCGAGAUACGGUGGUGUUCAAAAUACUCGAUUUAUCAUCAACGGUAACUAGGGCUGAACAAUUUUGAAAAAUUAUGGAAUAGAACUUUUUUCAUCCUCGAUACUGCAAUCGUGAUUUAGUAUGCAUUUUUUUUUCCAAGGGUCUCAUGUCCCAUGUACUUUAUAUUUGUUUCGAUCAACACGAGCAAUAAAUUCAUCUCCAUUACAAAUUAAUGAUCACAUUUAUGAUACAUAAAUGUUUUAGUCUUAUAGGUCAGGCUUGCGCUUAAUUACCACCACAACAACAAAUAUGAAAGUUGACUUGCAGUCUUUAAAGUGUCCGCUAAAACUUCACAAAAUUCUACCGCACAGGUGUGGAAUAAAAACACUUCAGUAAGUCAGUAGUCAAAUUACAACAAUAUGUAACCAUGUGGAUGGCAUGUAUUAAGCAAUGAAUCUAGGCACUGAAAAAUAAAAAGAUACAUACCUAUUGAAAAAGCUUCUGACCAAAAUCGCUGCAGCUUUUUGUUGUUGUUGUUGUUGUUGUUUAUUCCCAAAUUGCAGCCAUUGCGCAUUGAGAAUUACAUUCAGCAAUGCCGAUUUGAAUUUGAGUCAUUGCUCUGGCCUAGCUGCAACGAUGCCAAGACAUUUUUCAACUACGUAAAGGAAAGUGAGUAGAAGCCAGAGAUGCAUCCCCGGUCAAAAAUGAAAUUAGUCAAACUUUGUUGGAGGAGGAGUCGAAAGCGGAGUUAAGUUUUGUCAAGCCAGUUUUGCUGUACUAGUCGCUUAAGAUGUUGCCAGAAUUUGUGGCGUGAUCUAAGACAGCUUGUGUAAUGUGUUCUAGAUGAAAGCAAAAAAAAUAAAUAAAACAACGUUUUGUGCCCACAUGAUGGUACCAUUUACAGUUUGUGUUUGGGUAGCAGAUCCAUGUAUCAUAUGUUUUGUUGUACAUUUGUUAAAUAAAAGAUUUGUUUUAAACUA
Molecule: messenger RNA, 4162 nt
Organism: Hippocampus zosterae (dwarf seahorse)
Lineage: Eukaryota; Metazoa; Chordata; Actinopteri; Syngnathiformes; Syngnathidae
Gene: brd8b
Product: bromodomain containing 8b
Exons: 19
Coding region: 189-2525 (778 amino acids)
Cellular component (GO): NuA4 histone acetyltransferase complex
Molecular function (GO): protein binding
Source: RefSeq, a predicted model, not a curated record